Molecule: messenger RNA, 4281 nt
Organism: Entamoeba invadens IP1
Lineage: Eukaryota; Evosea; Mastigamoebida; Endamoebidae
Exons: 2
Coding region: 1-4281 (1426 amino acids)
Biological process (GO): glycogen catabolic process
Molecular function (GO): 4-alpha-glucanotransferase activity; amylo-alpha-1,6-glucosidase activity
Source: RefSeq, a predicted model, not a curated record
AUGGGGAUAAUCAGAGUUAUAGAUGGCAGUGAAAGGGUUAUUGGAUACAAAAUUGACAUUGGUUCAAUCGUUCGUUUUGUUUUAUCAUAUGGGUCUUACCCACACGAUGUAGAAGUCGAUACCAAUUACUCUGAGAACCCUUACAACGCAAAUACUUUUUAUUCUCUCAAGACAAAUUGUCCACCACACGUUUACCAAUUCAAAAGCGAAUUUCCCGUCACGAAGGCUGGUGUCUUCCAAUUCAGAAUAAAGAAAAUAACCGGCGAGGUACUGAAAACGGUUUACAUGAAUGUCUACCCACUUGUUACUUUUCCUUCUAAGAAGGUCCCAGUGUCUGGCUUGUCUGUGCAAACACAUAUCACACGGUUAAUGGGUCAACUUUCUGGGUGGGAGAGUCACUAUAAAACGAUGUCACAGUGUGGCUAUAACGCAGUUCAUUUAACUCCACUUCAACCGAUUGGGCCAAGUGGAAGUGCUUAUUCAUUGAUCCAACACUUAGACAUUGAGGACAGUCUUUUUGAUGAGAAGUUAGCAACAGAAGAGAAGAUCAAAAGAGUUGGAGAGACCAUCAAAACCCUUCGAAACAAAUACGAAAUUGCCUCGUUGGUGGAUGUCGUCUUAAGUCACGUUUCAAGCUAUUCUCCAAUGGUUAUUGAACACCCGGAGAUCUGUUACACCACUGAUAAUUGCCCUCAUCUUAAAGUAGGGUUUGCGUUUGACUCAUUGUUACAUCGGUGCAUUGAUGAUGUGAUUAACUCGGAUUAUAAAGACAACUUGGGCGUAUUUAAUCACCCCGACGAUGUCAACAAGUUCAUUGGAUACUUCAAAGAGAAGUACAUGAUACCCAUGCACUUCUGGUUGUACUAUGUCAUCAACGUAGAGAAGCACAAAGUGUUGUACACGCACUAUGAACAAUCAAAUCCACACGCGGAGAAAGGCAAAACCGGAUCACCAGAAGAGUUAGCGAAACGAAUGGAGAAAUUUGUGAGAUCUGAUGGGACGUAUGAGAAGGAUCAUAUCACGGUGCCUAUUGAAGAUGUGUACAAGCUUGUACCAACUCUUGAAGACUUUGUUAAAGCACUUGAUGUACUCAAUGUGGACAAUUACAGACAUUACGACAAUGAUGUGAAUGCCGCCAUUCAAAAUUGUGUCAACAACUUGAUGUACAGCUGCUUUGAUCCCCAUGGACCUCACUUGAAACGAUUUACUAAAGAAUCACAUAUUCUUCCUUACUACUUCCAAGUCAUCGAUGGCAUUAACUCGAAGAAUGAAAAAGUCCAUUUGGUUGCGGCGCACCACGGGUGGAUCUUUGGAGGCGACCCGUUCUUUGACUUUGUUGGGGACAAGUCGUCGAAAGUGUAUAUCAGAAGAGAGGCGAUAGUCUGGGAAGAUUCUUUGAAAUUGAAUUAUGGAUCGACAUAUAAAGGACAUGAGUAUAUUUGGGACCACAUGGCCGAGUAUGUUUGCUUGAAUGCAAAACUGUUUGAUGGACUUAGACUUGAUAACUGCCAUAGUGUGCCCCUUCCAGCACUCGAGUACAUAUUAAGCAAAGCUCGUGAGAUCAAUUCCGAGUUAGUUGUAUUGGCGGAGUUGUUUGCUGACAACGCAGACGCUGUUAUUCAAUAUGUAGUGAGAUGUGGUAUACAAGGGCUUGUGAAGGAAGCGUUAAGAGGGAAGAGCCCCAGUGAUUUGAAUGGCGUCGCAUAUCAAAGCAGUUGGUUUAAGCCUGUUGGAGGCAUCUUAGAAGAAAGUGUGUAUGAUGAACUCCCUGCAGAGGCGCAACCGAUGGAUGGGUGGACAUACGAUUUAACACAUGACAAUGAGCCACAUGAAGGGAAUAGAAACUCGAAUGACAGUUUGUCGACUUCAGCUGUAGUUGCGAUGACUAUAGGAACGACUGGAAGUGUUAGAGGGUAUGAUGAAUUGAUUCCAUUUAAGAUCGAUUGUGUCAGUGAGAGACGAUUCUAUAAGAAGUACGAGUGGAGUGAAGGACAGACUGUAGGGAUCUCUAAAGGGAAGUUUGAGUUGAACAAACUUCAUGAACGACUUGCUAUUGAAGGGUAUUCGGAGUUUUAUGGAGAGGUCUUUGGGAAUGUUCUUGUGAUGACACGAAGAAAUCCGAAGACACACAAAGCUGUUAUAAUGUAUGCACAUACCUCAUUUUUGGGAAACAAUUCUGUUGUUCCUGACACGAAGAAAUUUACUAUACCCGAUUAUAAACUCGACAAGUUCUUGUUCUUUGGAGCUUUGACGACGGGGAUGUUAAAUUUGAAUUUGAAUAAAGAAGCUGUGUUGUGCGGCAAUCAAUGCAUUUGUGACGUCUCAAGUGACUACGACGUCGUGUCCAAUUUCUUAACUGUGUCUGAGUCUGUCAACAAGUUUGAGAUUAACAUGACACAAUUCCCAGCAGGAAGCAUUGCAUGCUUCCAGGUGGAGUUAAUCACCCCACCAAAGCCAAAUUGGGAGAUCCCAAAAGUCACUUUGACGCCACAAGAACUUUGUGAGUUCUUCUUUGAAGUACCUGACGAAGUUGGGUUAAACAAGUUUGAACUGACGGAACACAACUUUCUUAAAUUUGUGGGGAUUGGUGGCGUUCUCCCACUGUUGGCGAAUGACUUGUCCCAGCCGAUCUAUGCGAAACUUCGCGAUGGAGUCCUUGAACACUUAAUACCUUAUUUGGUCCAAAAAUCGAAGACAAAUGCGCUUGGGAAGUAUUUAGAGACAGAACUGAAAGAAAUAGUGAAGUACCCGAAAUUUUUAAUUCCAAAGUACUUUGCAUGUGUCAUGAAGAAAGUCUAUCAGUCGUUGAUACAAAACACUUUUGAGUCGCAACUUGAGUUGACCUCGACACAAUUCUACUUGAAUUGCACAAGCGCACCGCUUGUUGCAGACGGGAUUAUUCCCGCCAAAUAUGGCAUUGACUCGGCGAGUUUGUGUGCUGGAAUGCCACACUUUUGUACGGGAUAUAUGAGGAAUUGGGGAAGAGACACUUUCAUAUCGCUUAGAGGCCUUUUGUUGAGAAAUGGGCGAUUUAAAGAAGCCGAGAACACGAUCCGGGGGUAUCUCUGUACGACACGACAUGGUCUUAUUCCGAAUCUUCUUGAUGGAUGCAAAAAUUCGCGAUACAAUGCAAGAGACGCGACAUGGUUCUGUAUGUCUGCUAUAGUUGAUUAUUGUGAAAUGGCGCCCCAUGGGGAAGAUAUAUUAGAAGCCACCAUUCUCCGAGUUGAAAGUUGCACAGAAGGAGUCACACGAAUUAACAAGAACAAAAAGAAGGAGAUGACGGUGGGUGAGUGUAUGCAAGAGAUCUUGAAGUCGCAUGCGAACGGGAUUCAUUUUAGAGAAAGGAAUGCGGGACCUCAAAUAGAUGCGGUGAUGACGAGUAAAGGGUUUGACAUCGAUAUCACUUUUGAUGUUGAGACUGGCUUAAUUUCUGGCGGGAAUGAGUCGAAUUGUGGGACUUGGAUGGAUAAGAUGGGGAGUUCUACGCGAGCGGGGAAUAGUGGAUAUCCUGGAUCAUCACGUGAUGGAGCUGAUGUUGAGAUACAAGGUCUCUUAAUGAAAGUGUUACACUGGAUCAAUACGAAGAAAGUGUUUAAGUAUGAGAGUGUAUUGAUUCACAAUUAUGGUGAAUACUCAUAUAAGGAAUGGGAAACCAAAUUACAAGAAAGCUUCACGAAAUGUUUUUAUAUACCAAAGAAUAUAGAAGAGGACAAAGGAUAUACUAUUGAGAGUAAAAUAGUCAAUAAGAGAGAGAUCUAUAAAGACGUGUUUGGCUCGGCAAAGAAGUGGCCGGACUAUCAAUUACGACCAAACUUUUUGAUUGCACUUGUUGAAGCGCCUUCGCUCUUUAUCAACCACUUGGAAGACGCUAAAAGUGCACUGAAAACAACGCGAAAAUAUUUGGUAGGACCUCUUGGGAUGAAAACAUUGGACCCAACGGAUUGGAACUAUAAACCAGACUACUACAAUGAAGACUGCGAUGAUUUUAAUACAGCAAAUGGAUUGAAUUAUCAUAACGGACCGGAAUGGGUAUGGCCAUAUGGGUAUUAUGUCAUGGCAAUGUUGAUGUAUAACCCUGACAAUUUGGGAAAGGAAGAGCUCAAGACGUACUGCAGAUCACUCAUGUUCAAUCAUUUCAAAUACAUGAAAGAAGAUCAAUGGAUGAGCUUACCGGAAUUAACAAAUGGAAAUGGAAAGACGUGCUUCGCAUCCUGUGCAUCUCAGGCUUGGAGUGUCGCCACUAUCAUCGACGCAGUUAAGAGAAUCGAGGAGCUUUAA